AUGACCACUGAACUAUCUAUGAGCACUGAACUAUCCAUGACCACUGGAUUACCCUUAAGCACUUAUAUCACUGAUAUGACGACAAAGCUACCAUCACAAACAACUUUUACUACUAUGGGUCCUCCGAAAUAUAUUCCUGUAUCGCAAUCUCGGCUUCCAACUGUUGCGGAGCCGAUCGACUAUAAUUUAACGAUGAAAGUAUUCUUGCCUGGUUAUGGUUACGUUGCUGAUGAAAGAAAUGAAACAUUCGAAGGGGAAAUCGAUAUUCGAAUGAAAAUCUUGAAGGAAGUCAACCAAUUGAAGUUGAACGCAUUAGAUCUGACUUUCACUAAUUCGAAAUGCGCUCUAACAACGAUGGGAAAGACAAUAGCGAUUGAGUCAAUAAUUGUGAAUUCGACGUUAGAAAUAAUAGAAAUCAAUCUCAAAAAUAGUUUAAACGAAGGAACUGAAGCAGUUCUAAAGCUGGUUUUUGAAGGACACCUUUCAUACAAAAAAAAGGGAUUCUUUUUCGAUAAAUAUACGGAUUCAGCCGGAAAGGAAAAAUAUAAUGCUGUUACACAAUUCGAACCGAGCUAUGCAAGAAGAAUGGUCCCUUGUUUCGAUGAGCCCGCGUUCAAAGCAAAUUGGACAGUUACCGUGAUUCACCCCAAAGGAACUGUAGCAUUGUCAAACGGAAUUGAAGAAAAAACAACUAAAAUUGAUAAGAAUUUCUUGAGGACAAAUUUCAAAACGACCCCUAAAAUGUCGUCGUACUUGUUGGCAAUUUUCAUUUCGGAUUUUAAAUUUGUCGAAGGAAAAACAAAUAGAGGAAUUGUUCUUCGUGUUUGGGCCCGAGGAGAAAAGAUAAAAGAAGCAGAAUACGCGUUAAAAAGCGGUAUCAAGUGCCUGGAAGCUUUCGAGAACUACUUUAAAAUCCCGUACGCACUACCGAAACUAGAUUUGGUAGCAUCAGUAAAUUUCAAUUCUGGAGCCAUGGAAAAUUGGGGAUUAAAUAUUUACAUAGAAGAACUUUUAUUGUAUCAUCCAGAUGUUCAUCAAUUAACAAGAAAAUCUGAAGUGGCGAUUGUCGUCGCCCAUGAGCUUGCUCAUCAAUGGUUCGGAAACUUGGUGACUUUGAAAUGGUGGGAGUACGUGUGGUUGAAUGAAGGAUUUGCCACGUAUAUCCAAGUUAUUGGCAGCGAUAUAAUCAAUGAUGGAAAAUUGAGAGAGAAAGAUCAGUAUUUUAUUAAUACGAUGGGUAUUGCUCUUGAAGUUGACAGUUCUAACAUUGCUCAUCCUCUUACAUUCAAAUACGAUGAUCCAAGCUAUGUAGCGACUUCAUUUGGAGCAAUUUCGUAUAAAAAGGGUGCUUGUUUUAUUCGAAUGCUGCGAAAAUUGAUAGGAGAGAAAGAUUUCGAUAAAGGGAUUCAGGAUUACUUGAAAAAAUUCCAGUACAGUAACGCAGAACCGAUGGAUUUGUUUAGAAUAUUAGAAGAAAAUUCGUGGGAUCCAAAACUAAAUAUCACCUAUUUUGCAUUGCAAUGGACCACUCAAAAUGGAUUUCCGGUUUUGAAUGUGAAAAGAGUAAAUGAGACACAUGUGACAAUUGAUCAAACACGAUUCAAAAUGAAUAAAAAUAUAACAGAUCAACCCCAAUAUAGUAAUCCAAGAUUUGGAUUCAAAUGGGAUGUACCAAUUUGGUACCAAGGAGGUGAAAGUAAGGAAAUCAGGUUCGACUGGCUUUCGAGAGAUGAACCACUGAUAUGGCCGAUUAGGACUCAUGUAGUUUUGAACUCCGAUUCCUUUGGUUAUUACCGCGUAAAUUACGAGGAAGGAGAAUUCGUGAAAAUUGUAAACCAGCUACUCAAAAAUCACGAGAUUUAUUCGGUGAUAACCCGCUUUCGAUUGAUUGACGACGCAUUUGCAACUGCUGCGGCAGAAAUAUCAAAUUACACUAAUCCUAUAAGACUGCUUGAAUACUUGAAAAAUGAAAAGGAAUAUCUACCCUGGAUUUCAGCUAAUAGCUAUAUGAUAAAGUUGCUGAAAAAUUUCGAAAUUGAUCUAGAAAUGACACCAAUAAGAACGGUUUUAUUGAAGUUGAUCAGUAUGUCGCCACUGAAAAUAAGCGAUGAUUUUAUUUUCGGACAUUAUUUGGAUGAUGCGAAUUAUUUAACGACUGUUCCAUAUCCACUUCGUGAAAUCGUCUAUUGUCAUGGAAUUGAACUUGGGGACGAUCACAAGAAUGCGGAGAAGGUAUCGCUUGGUGAACCACGAAAAACUGGGACUUGCGAGCUUGGCCGCAUUGAAGCUGCUACCGUAUUGAUUCUCGGAAUCUCUCGGCAAGUGAUCUCAUCACCACGCGUGUGGCUUCCACGCUCGCGGAUUGGUGAUAUUUCAAUUGGGAUCCCUUGA
This is a messenger RNA of Caenorhabditis bovis, 2391 nucleotides long. The record is from the annotation of a GenBank genome assembly. Lineage: Eukaryota; Metazoa; Nematoda; Chromadorea; Rhabditida; Rhabditidae.